Molecule: messenger RNA, 255 nt
Organism: Ostrinia nubilalis (European corn borer)
Lineage: Eukaryota; Metazoa; Arthropoda; Insecta; Lepidoptera; Crambidae
Product: protein fem-1 homolog CG6966-like
Exons: 2
Coding region: 15-242 (75 amino acids)
Molecular function (GO): protein binding
Source: RefSeq, a predicted model, not a curated record
CGCUUGUGUCUCUCAUGCUGCGUCUCGGAGCCUCGCCGCGCGCUCGGGACGCCUCUGGGAACACGCCGCUGCACUUAGUCUGCAAGCUCAACCCCUGCCCUGCUGAAGUAGUCCGCGAGUUACUCGACCACGGCGCACAUAUAGACACGGUGAACUACGAGGGAGACACGCCCGACGACAUACUGCGCGCCUCGCAGCAGUCCCUCGCAGCUAUCGUCAACCCCCUACGCUACACGAGGUGAGUUCAACCCUCAA